Messenger RNA from Cryptotermes secundus, 2046 nucleotides. RefSeq names its product DNA-directed RNA polymerase II subunit 1-like. NCBI's taxonomy places the organism in Eukaryota, Metazoa, Arthropoda, Insecta, Blattodea, Kalotermitidae. Bases 130 to 696 code for a protein of 188 amino acids. The record is from RefSeq and is a predicted model, not a curated record. The transcript has 2 exons.
CUCCUAUGAUGUGGAGGUGGAGGUCAUUGUUCCCAAGGCCAUAUGACUGGACUAGUAAUUCAAGAAGAAUGACAUCACCUUUGCCAAGAUUAAAGUCACGUGGUGGAAAUGAAGUGAAUAUAUUUCUGUAUGGUUGUAUAUAAAGACAAACAUUUCGUUUUCUGUAUCACUUGCAAAUUUUUGUUCCUUGCAGUGCUUUCACGCAUCACCAUGAACUCCGCAGUCAUAUCCAUUUCGUUCACAAUGGUGGUGAUGCUGACGUUUAUGAGAAUGGCCACAUCUCGUUCCCUCGUCAAGGAAGAUUACUACAAGUCGAAGCGAGGUCUUACACCCGGGAUCGCUGGGUACGGUCCGGUUUCACCAGAUACACCUGCAGUUCCUCCGUACACUGCAGCUGGUGCAUCCGCUGUCUCCGUACCCCUGACUCCAGCUGCAGCUCCGCUUUCGCCCGUUGACUCGUUCUAUACUGCUGCAAUCAGACCUGUGUAUCUGACAGCCUACGCUCCUGCAGUUGCGUCGCCCUACGUGCCUGCGGCCUUCGCACCUGCAGUUGCGUCGCCCCACGUGCCUGCGGCCUUCGCACCUGCAGUUGCGUCACCCUACGUGCCUGCGGCCCCGUCUUAUGUACCAGCAGCUCCAGCUGAGUAUGCUCCGGCCGCUGCUAAGGCCCCGCUGGGAUUCAGCAUCUAUGGAUAACGACCACAGUUUCUCUCCAUAGUUGUAAAAAUUACCGAAAGCUUUGCCAUUGAAAGGACAUUUUUUCCAGCAGCUGGGGCAUGAAGCUGCCCACUGACCACCGUCUCGUGCAGAAGUUAAGGAUGCAUGAAGCUUUACGUCCACUUCCCCAUACAGCAUUGUGGGGUAUGAUCACAAAUUCUGAAUGAAGUUAGUGUGAAAAAUUUAAAUGAUAGAAGAAACAUUUCGGGUCUUUUAACAUGUUAACACCUGACUGCAUUAUCUACAGACAAUAGGACCUGUGCCAUCUGUUGUCAAGAUGGCUAACCCAUCUAUAAAGGGAAGCCUAACUAACCUGUCUUACUUGACCCUAUAGUGCGUAGCUUGCCGCAGUGUAAUGGAAGGUGGCCUUGUCAUCAGGUGUCGUAACUUUUGUAAACCUCGAGUCACUUCUUGUACGGCUAUCUUAUAUUUUCUCACACAUGGAACAGAAAGUGGUUACCCCGGCGUGGUUGUAUUAAUAUUGUCACGUACCUGUUUACGUGGCUAGUAAUUAAUGGCUUCUGGAUUAGAUGCAUCUAUUUAUUGAGCACUCAUCAGUCGUAACUACAAAUAAUUAUACCACUUUAAAUGAUUACUGGCACAAUAACACAUAAAGUCUUCAACACUUCAACACUUGGAUGCUCCUGGAACGAAUUCGGUGAUUCAAGUCUGUACGAAGCCAAGUCAAAAUCCAUAAUUCCACAAUCACGCAAUUAAUUCAUUAUGAGUCUGUGUCUUAUAUUACGACGGACGGUCAGUCGGCCAGUCUGUCUUGGAAUAAAGUACCCAUUUUGGGCUUACGGCUAGAUUUUUAUUACUGUCAGACUGUUGAGGUUUUGUUGAUGUGGGGCGCUCUCUCUGACGGGAGGACGGGCGUGUCGUUUACAAUUGCUGCUGGUCCUCGCCAGCGAACCGUGUAGAAGACACCUCUUUCAACAGUAAAGUUAUUGCGUUCUUAGCCGUUACUGUGCUUUGAACGGUUCAUUGCCUUGGAUAUUCGCUUUCAAUCAGUUAAAAUUACACUGCGUGUAUCAAAACCCUAGUAAAUGAAUUCAUAUAGUUGCCUGUGUUACCCAAGAAAUAUGUUUAUCUAGCCGUUGCCUAGCUAUACAUGUUACAAUAUGAAACAUUACAAAUGACAACCAUUCUGAUCUACGAUACCUUCAAAAGGAAGAAAAUAUUUGGCGGAACAUUAUUUUGGUCUUUGUAGAAGAGAUAAAAUUUCGCGUGUAAACUGUUAAAAUAUUUCUGUACGUUUUGUGAUAUGUGUACAUAUUUUAUACAGUUUCACUGUACAUUUACUUGCUAUUAAAUGUUAGAUUUUGUGAA